Camponotus floridanus (Florida carpenter ant) is the source of this 3316-nucleotide messenger RNA. RefSeq lists its product as uncharacterized. NCBI's taxonomy places the organism in Eukaryota, Metazoa, Arthropoda, Insecta, Hymenoptera, Formicidae. The coding region runs from base 388 to 2910 and encodes 840 amino acids. The transcript has 8 exons. The record is from RefSeq and is a predicted model, not a curated record.
UCGCAACUACAUAAUUAGUGCUGUUUCUUGAUUCGAGGUUUCUAUAAAAAGUUAGAAAAGAUAGUAAUAAAAUGAACUCAACGGAUAAAACGAACUAUUCAAUUAGCCGUUUGACAAUAAAAAAAAAUUAGCUGUUUAUCGAAAAUGUUUAGGCGAGAUAUGCAAUGAUAACAUCAUACGAGUAUCAAAUUGCAUUUUGAAUAGCUCAUAAUAGGCUUAGUGCGUUUGUGAAUAUAUUCUUUUUACACUAUACUAUUAUAAGUUUUAAAGAAGAAAGCUUUAACAAAGGCCUCGUAAAGUGCAACUGAAAAAUCUUCGUAUCGGUCAUGCGAGCGACAAACGUUAUUAUACGUAAAUUAAAUCAAAUCAAUGCAAUAAGUGGUGUGGAUGCUAUCAGCGCUUCUGGGUGUGUUCCACGUUGCAUUAAGGUUAUCUCACGCGCAAUGGACUGACAGUGUUUCCGAUUCCGAGUAUUUUAGGAUACGAGAACAUAAUCAACAAGAAGAAUAUAAUAUGAUAUACUCUUUUUUCGAGGAGAAGGAUGCUUGGUGUUAUUGGGUUGUAUCGGUCGGCGCCCUAUUGUCAUUUCUUGGCUUGAUCGCCGCUUGUAUCUGCAGCUGUCGACGGAAUGAAAACAAGAACGAAUUUCUGGGACUUGCUGGUAUGGUAACACUGAAUAAUUCCGAAACAGAUGCUUUCAACAGAAUUCCAAUAUUGGAUAUAUCCCAUGCUGUUACUCAAGAUAUCAGUGAUGGCGCAAAAAGAACUACAAUAGGUGCCAACAGAAGUCUUCCAGAUAUUCCAAAAGAUAAAAGCAAAGAACAUGAUGAUAUGGUGGAUUCUAUACCACAAGAUAUAUAUGAGACUACUGAGACUAUGGGAGACCACUCAGAAUUAUAUGCUACAGUUCAGGAUGCAGUACAAGAACAAAUACCUGAAAGGGAAACACCAGAAAUUAUUCAGCAAAGUUGUUUGACAGUACAAGAUACAUCUCAUCAAUAUGCAAGAUUUGCAUCUCCAAACUCUGAUAAUAUUGAACAUCCUUAUGCACAACUUCAAAACUUUCAAAAGACUGAAGUUAAUCAAGUAAAUAGGUAUUAUCCAUUUAUCAUAUCUGUACAUUUUAUUUUUUGCAAAGAAAAUAUAUAUAUACACAUAUUUUUUUUGUUUUGCAGAACUAACUUUAAUCAAGUCACGAAUAUUGAAAAUCCAUCAACAUCCAUAAAUCAAUUGAGCGGAAAUCCGAUUGCGCCUCCGCGAACUCGCCGAUCAUCCUCACACAAUUCGCUUCUUAACUCUGAAUUACACUCUGAUAUUCAAGCCGCUAAUGCCAUCUCUGGUAGUAUACAGGCUAAUCAAGACUUACCUUAUAUGACGCCACCACUUUUAAUGUUACUACCGCACUCGUCACAGUCUCAACAUAAUAAUCUGCAACAAAAUUUUAGUGGAGACUCUCAAGAUUCGAAAGGAUACACAAGCAUAAGCGUAAGGGAACCAUUAGCUAAUAUAAUUGCCCAGACAAAAGCAGCUUAUAGAGAAAAUCAAUCUAGUAGACCAAUUAUUGAUUCUCAUUAUACCACUGUUUCUGAUGAUUCUGAUGAAAUGUAUGCCGCGAUAGAUGAGCAAGAUAAAGUUUAUACUAGUGGCAGUGAAACAUAUGCACAAAUUCAACCGAUGAUGUCGUCAGAAAUCGAUAGACAUCCACAACACGAACAAACGAUAUUUUGUCAGCCUUUUUUGCGCACAGACGAGACGUAUCCUGCGCCACAACCGCCAAGUGUCGAUAGUUUACGUUAUGUUGCACAUGCUCAUUCCAGGCAAGCAUCAUCGUCGAGUGCCAAUAGUUCCAUUAUUAAUCCCGGAUCUCCCAAACCCGAGAAACGUCAAGCAAAUUCUCCUCUACCACCACCACCUGAAGCAACCGUGGAGGGAUAUGCGAUCGUUGACAAAAAAAGUAAAGGUGAUGACAAAUUAAGAUCAUCGCUAUCAGUAGGUAAGUCGCUUGAAGACAUGUACGCAAAAGUAAUGAAGAAAAGAAAAGAGAUAGAGGAACAGCAAAACGAUACUCAGUCAAACUCUAAUAACGUUCUACAUUCUGAAGCAAGUACUUGCAAAAAAUUAAGUCUUGAGAUUAGUCGAGCAUCGUGGUGCAGCCAUGAAUCUGUGGAAAUACAAAAAAAGGAACCUGAUCUCGCGUAUUACUCUGUUGCAAGCAGUAACAUGAGUAACUUUAAAGUUGAGAAUGACAGUAAUGUUUUAAAACCUAAAGUCGACAUGGAUGCGGCUCAUUUAAAGAUUGAUCAUGAAUACGAGACCGUUAAUUCUAACAAUGGUAAGAGAAAUUCUAUCACGAGAGACGACACGCACAUGUCCGAUUUAAAUUAUAACAUGUUACGUCCACAAUGCUCGCGAGAGGUCGAUUUUCAAAACACCUCAAUAUUGGCAAGAAACAGUACGGACACAUAUUCGAUGUCAUUUAAACAUAGACAAGUGAGCAAUGCCAGUAGCGAAGAUCCUGGCUAUGAGAAGGUGCGUUUACGACGGCGGGACGAGUUAGAUCAGGACACUGACUCGGAACCAAAUUACGAAAGUAUGCCGCAUCAUACACUUGAACCGAAUUAUGCCUCCGUCUGCCAACCUGGUGAUAGCGACACAGAUCCGAAUUACGAGUCCGUGAGUCAUGGCGAUCCAAAUUACGAGAGCGUAAGAUAUAUGAGUGUUACACAAAAUGAGGAACCGCCCUAUGAACAGGUGAACAACUUUUUGUCGGAUGCAAACACAGAUGGUUAUGAAAAAAUAAAGGAUAAAAAUAUGAUGAGCGUCCAUUACAAAAAAAUAGAUCUGAAUCUUUCCUUGGAACAAAUUAACAAUGGAGGUGAUACUGAUGAUGGACAGUACAUUCAGGUUUAACGUUCUGAUUUUGUUCAGCGACAAAAUAUGCAUUGUUAUUGAAUUAUUUAAUGCUUUUUCUACACAUCUCACAUUUGUUUGGAAUUAAAAGAGAAAGAAGAGAAGAACCUUAUAUCUUGCGAUUGAAUGAGCAACCUCUAUAAAGAUAAAAAGUAACAUGCAUCAAGUUACAUCGAUAGCAAUAAGAUAAUGAGGAUAAGACUGAUAAAGACAGACAGUGAGAAUAUAAGUUUACAAAUAAAAAAAUGAAUUAAAUUGUCUUAAUCUAUAAUACAUUCCUGAAACCAGUAACUUGAACAGCAAUUUAAAAAGUUACCCAAGUAAACAAGUAAAAAUAAGCCUUUUUUGUAUGAAAUAGUGUAUUACAUUUGAAAUGCUCAUACAAAUUAAAGCUUUAAAAAAAUUA